GCCCAUAUAUACUCUUUGCCUCAGCCUAUGUCAGUGGCUGGUCAGUGGUUAUAGUGGUCAUGGGUUAUGUUAGUAACGAAGGUAGAGACGGAAACCAAUAGACACUAAAGCAGGAUUGAUUUGACAGUCUUGUAUGUGGCACGUAGCCGUAAUUUCCCCCUUUGGCACAUAUGGGUUGAAGAAAUAAAUGAUAAUAAAAGUGCUUUCUUCAUGAAUUAUCGACAUGUGUUCUCAAAUACCAGAUACGCAAACUUGGGAAGGUGUUUUCUACAGUCAAGAUACGGAAGGAUGGACGGAUAGCUGGGGAACUCUUUAUGCUGUGAGAAAUGGGUUCAAGACUGUAGUGUUAACAAAGAAUGAAUAUUCAGUGGGUCGUUUACCGAGUUGUGAUGUCGUACUGUCAAAUGAAAACACUAUGUGUGAGAGGAACAGUUUAACUCCUGAAUCACAAGACCUUCAGAAAAUUUGUGUGGGUGUUAAAGAAGAUCUUCUUGCUACUUUUAGCAAAAUGCAUUUCAAAAUCAAGAAGGAUGUUUGUGUUGUGUUAGAAGAUAAUAGCUCCAAUGGUACCUUCAUUAAUGGUACAUUACUUGGCAAAGGGAAAAAAACAAUAUUACAGAGCAAUGAUCAGAUAAGUUUGGCUCAUCCAGAUUAUAAAGUUAAAGAUGACUUUGUAGUGUCCAGGAGUUUGGGGAAAGGAGCAUAUGGAGAAGUAAUGUUGGUGUUCCAAAAGAAAACGUUUGAUAGAUUUGCAAUGAAGGUUGUGAAAAAGAGGACACUUAACCCAACCAAAGAUAUUUUGAUGAAUGAAGUUAACAUAUUAAGAUCUCUAGAUCAUCCAUGUGUGAUCAAGAUUCAUAAUGUUGUUAACUCUCCCGAGUCAGUGUUUAUUUUUCUAGAUUACAUGGAAGGAGGAGAUUUGUUUGAGAGAGUUAAGUCUCUAGGAAAAUUGAAGGAAUCAGAGACAAAAUGGAUCAGUUACCAAAUAUCCAAAGCUGUGGAAUACCUGCACAAACAAGGAAUUGCCCAUAGGGACCUAAAGCCGGAAAACAUCUUGCUUUCUUCUGAUAAAAAGAAUCCCAUUAUAAAGAUAACAGAUUUUGGACUGUCUAGAUUUUUUAAUUCCCAAAUGGUUAUGAAAACUGUUUGUGGUACACCAUCUUAUGUUGCUCCGGAGAUUCUGGAAACUAAGGGAUGUGGUGUUUAUUCUAAUCAAGUAGAUGUGUGGAGUAUGGGUGUCAUUCUUUAUGUAUGUCUGAGUGGCAGUUUGCCAUUCAGUUCAGAGAGACAAGAUAUGACCCUAGGCGAACAAAUUUGUUCUGGUUCCUAUUCAUUUCCCGAACGUUAUUGGAGAGGGGUAACCAAGAAGGCAAUUGAUUUAGUGAAAAAAAUGAUGACUGUCAACCCCAAGUUAAGAAUUACAGUGAAUAUGAUUCUCUCUCAAUCCUGGUUCCAGGACAGAGAUUUAGAACAAAGACUCGAAGUUACUAAUUUAUUUGAGAACCGUGGAGAUGAAAAUGAACCUCCGCCAAAAAGACAAUGUUUAGAUGCUUUGUAAGAAUCUGAAUUUAUGUGUUGAAAGAGAAUGUAAUUGUUUGCAUAUGACAGUUUGCAAAAUAAUUUUCUUGUACAUAUUCACACUGAAAACAACUCAGGAAAACAUAUUAUUGAAGUUACUAUUUAAUUUUUAAUGGCUGAAGAGAGUGUGAUCUGCAUGUUGUGCAUUUCAGCUCUUCAGCUGAAUUAAAUGUAACCUUUCAUUCAUAAUAUCAGUAGUAAUCAGAGAGGAAAUUAUUGUAAGUAUGCAUCGUGAGUACAAAUGGAAAGUACUGUUAAAAAAAGUUGCAGUACGGUGCUAUAUUAUUUAAAAAAAGUUGUUUGUCUGUUUAUGUAUGUAGUCAUUCUAAUUUUAGUCUUGAAUUUUGUUUGUAAAUUAACCUUUUGUCUCCUGCAGUGAAAGUAAUUUGUAAAAGUUGUUUUCGUAGGUUGUGUAGGAUACAGUUCUCAUAGUUUGUUUUUUUUGGGUUUUGAAACCUACAUUUAAAAUCUUUUUACAUGUUUUUGAGAAAAUGGAUUAGAAGUUAUUAUGAGCAACAUAAAUUAUGUUCGUAUAUCAAUACUUAGUGAAUUGAACAUUCUGUAAAAGCUCUGAAACUAAUUUUUCAACUCUGCAUGAUGUUCAGUGUAUUAGAUUCACUUAACAUUCUCGUGAAAGUUUUUUUGACUUUAUUUACUAUUCUAUGACUGUUUUUUACGUUAUAUUUCUUGAUCAAUCAUUUAAUGUAUUUUCCUCCAUUUUCUGGAGAAUUGUUCAUUUGAUACUUUUAAUUAUAUUGUCUUACCAUAUACUGUAAGAAAAACAAAGUUCAUUAAAAAGUUUGCAGAAAGCGAAGUAUUUUCUCAAAAUAAAUAUCUGUAUACUCC
Messenger RNA from Gryllus bimaculatus (two-spotted cricket), 2424 nucleotides. The record is from the annotation of a GenBank genome assembly. NCBI's taxonomy places the organism in Eukaryota, Metazoa, Arthropoda, Insecta, Orthoptera, Gryllidae.